AUGCAUUUCCACAUAUCCCUCAUCAUCGCAGUCCUCCCACUCAUCUCCGGUGCACCUACCAACACCCACAAGCGUCAACUCGACAGUCUUCCCGGCUUGGGUACAUCCAGCAGCCCACUCGCAUCCGCAUCCGGUUUAUCGGGUCUAGGUUCUCUUCUUGGAGAUAGCACCGGAACGGACACAACUUCCGGACUUGGCUCUUUGGAAAGUGGACUCUCGUCAUUGGGCUCUUUGGGUGGUGGAACGAGUACUUCAUCGGGACUUGCUUCUUUGGAAAGUGAGAUCACGUCAUUGAUGGGUGGAACUGGGACACUCACUGGGGCGAGCGCUUCUUCCGGCGCGGAUGGUUUGAGCUCUUUGUUGAGCGGAUUGGCACGGAGAAGAAAGUUUAGAUUUGGUGGAGUGAUUUCAUCACGGAUUUCGUGGUGA
Botrytis porri is the source of this 429-nucleotide messenger RNA. RefSeq lists its product as uncharacterized. Bases 1 to 429 code for a protein of 142 amino acids. The record is from RefSeq and is a predicted model, not a curated record. The transcript has a single exon. NCBI's taxonomy places the organism in Eukaryota, Fungi, Ascomycota, Leotiomycetes, Helotiales, Sclerotiniaceae.